AUGUCAAGAAGGAAUUUAUUGGACAAACUAUCUUUCCAGGAUCUCGAUAAAAUAUUAAAAGAAACAAAGAAAAAGCCUGUGUCAGAAAGAACGAAUAAAGAAAAAAUGGUCCAAGGCUCAUUUGGCAUGACUAGCGUUAAAUGCCGAAGCAUUAUCGAAAUUGAAUCACGAUCAGUGUCAAUUGCAAGAUAUGACAAUGUAAAACGUUAUGAGAACAAUGAGUUAGCAGAGACUGCUGAUCACAGUAUGUUUGGAAAUGAUUCAAAACUAAAUGAACGACCACCUCAGCGCAUGUGUUUUGAAUGGUCUAGUGAGCAAAACUCCAGUAAUAAAAUUUGGAAAAAUGUAUUAUCUAUAAAAAAACAAAAGUCAGGUCACCAACCACUUGGCAUACAAAAGACUAAGGAGAGGACUGUGCUGGACUCUUUCUCCACAAUGAAAAGUGACGAUGAAUGUUUAGGAUCUCCAGUUGAAGGAAAAGCAGGAUCUCUUUGUUCAAAGAAGCUUUCAAAAAAAGUUCACCUCGCCGUUGUUUUGGACAAAUGGAUAGAUAGAAGAUGCGAAUCAUGCAAUGCUCGAUUAACAUCGUUCAAUUUAAUCAAGAAACGGACACGUUGGUGCUCCAAAACUUGCAGAGCACUAGUGCAUUUACAAGACAAAUCGAGCACAACAGAAAAAGCAGUCUCAAUGUUCGCCAUGUCAUGGUGCAGUUCUGAAGAAGUUUUAUUAAGUGAUAAAAAUAUUGAACGCGGAAUUCCGGCAGAGGAAUUAAUGGAUGAGGCAAAUAUGCUUGAGCAAGUUGACAGUAUGCUGCCUGCGGCAACUGACUAUAUUCUAUCGUGGUGUGGAACAAAAAAGAUGGAAAUUUCGAAUAUUUCUCGGGUACCACACUGA
This is a messenger RNA of Brugia malayi, 894 nucleotides long. RefSeq lists its product as uncharacterized. Lineage: Eukaryota; Metazoa; Nematoda; Chromadorea; Rhabditida; Onchocercidae. The record is from RefSeq and is a predicted model, not a curated record. Bases 1 to 894 code for a protein of 297 amino acids. The transcript is spliced from 8 exons.